CUAAUUGGUGGUUAUGAUCAAUGUUAGUGUAGUUGUUUAUUUCUUUGUUUUGCUUUUUGGUUGGAGGAGUUUUGUAUUAAUGCAGAAUAUAAUUUUUGCAGGGGAGAAAAGGGUUCUGAACUCUGAACUUUGGCAUGCAUGUGCGGGACCUCUUGUUUCCCUACCCCCUGUUGGAAGUAGGGUUGUUUAUUUCCCACAGGGUCAUAGUGAACAGGUUGCUGUAUCAACCAACAAGGAAGUGGAUGCCCAUAUACCUAACUAUCCAAGCCUACCUCCACAACUUUUCUGUCAGCUGCACAAUGUUACCAUGCAUGCUGAUGUCGAGACAGACGAAGUAUAUGCACAGAUGACCUUGCAGCCACUGAGUCCACAAGAACAAAAGGAAGCUUAUCUUCCAGCUGAGUUGGGCGCCCACAGCAAACAACCAACAAAUUACUUCUGUAAAACAUUGACAGCAAGUGACACAAGUACUCAUGGUGGAUUCUCUGUUCCUCGCCGGGCAGCUGAAAAAGUGUUUCCUCCUUUGGACUUCUCUCAGCAGCCUCCUGCUCAAGAGUUGAUUGCCAGAGACUUGCAUGAUAAUGAGUGGAAAUUCAGGCAUAUAUUUCGGGGUCAGCCCAAAAGGCACCUACUUACGACAGGAUGGAGUGUGUUUGUCAGUGCCAAAAGAUUAGUUGCUGGUGAUUCAGUGCUUUUUAUCUGGAAUGAAAAAAAUCAAUUACUUCUUGGUAUCCGACGUGCCAAUCGACCUCAAACUGUAAUGCCUUCAUCGGUUUUAUCAAGUGAUAGCAUGCACCUGGGCCUUCUUGCAGCUGCUGCUCAUGCAGCUGCUACUAAUAGUCGUUUCACCAUAUUUUAUAACCCCAGGGCUAGUCCAUCAGAAUUUGUCAUACCACUGGCCAAAUUUGUAAAAGCAGUCUAUCACACUCGAGUUUCUGUUGGAAUGCGCUUCCGUAUGCUGUUUGAAACAGAAGAAUCAAGUGUUCGCCGCUAUAUGGGCACAAUAACUGGCAUAAGUGAUUUGGAUCCUGUUAGGUGGCCAAAUUCACACUGGCGCUCAGUCAAGGUUGGCUGGGAUGAAUCAACGGCUGGGGAAAGACAACCAAGGGUUUCCCUGUGGGAGAUUGAACCACUGACAACCUUCCCAAUGUAUCCAUCCCCAUUUCCUCUGAGGCUUAAGAGACCAUGGCCAGCAGGAUUGCCCUCAUUCCCUGGCAUCAAGGAUGAUGAUUUAGGCAUCAACUCUCCACUUAUGUGGCUGCGAGGAGACUGUGGAAUGCAGUCCCUUAACUUUCAGGGACUUGGAGUCACACCAUGGAUGCAACCAAGGCUUGAUGCUUCCAUGAUGGGUUUGCAAACUGACAUGUAUCAAGUUAUGGCUGCUGCCGCACUGCAGGAGAUGAGGGCUGUAGAUCCUACCAAGGCAACAUCUGCAUCUCUUUUGCAAUUCCAGCAACCCCAAAAUCUUUCCUCAAGGCCUGCAUCUCUAAUGCAGCCUCAGAUGAUGCAGCAGUCUCAUCCUCAGGCCUUUCUCCAUAGUGUUGAAGAAAACCAGCAUCAGCCUCAGUCUCAGGUGCAAACUCAGACGCACCUUCUUCAGCAACAAUUGCAGCACCAGAAUUCCUUCAAUAAUCAGCAGCAGCAGCAGCCACCAUCGCAACAACACCAACAGCCACUGGCACAACAACACCAGCAACUGGUUGAUCAACAGCAAAUUCUUAGUCCCAUGGCCACUAUGUCUCAGUAUGCUUCAGCCUCUCAAUCCCAGUCUUUAUCUUUGCAAGCUAUUCCUACUCUAUGCCAACAGCAGAGUUUUUCUGAUUCCAAUGGGAACCCUGUGACAGUCCCUAUUGUCUCUCCUCUGCACAGUCUUUUGGGUUCUUUCCCCCAGGAUGAAUCAUCUAACUUGCUCAACCUUCCUAGAUCCAAUCCUGUAAUGACAUCUGCUGGCUGGCCAUCAAAGCGAGCUGCUGUUGAUCCACUUCUUCCAUCUGGAGCUCCUCAAUGUUCUGUGUCCCAGGCAGAACAGUUGCGGCCAUCGCAGACAAACAUGUCUCCAAAUUCUAUUUCGUUGCCACCCUUUCCUGGCAGGGAGUGCUCGAUAGACCAAGAAGGUGGUGCUGAUCCCCAAAGCCAUCUCUUAUUUGGUGUUAACAUAGAGCCAUCAUCUCUUCUUGUGCAGAAUGGAAUUUCGAGCCUUAGGGGAGUUGGAAGUGAUAGUGACUCGACAACUAUUCCCUUCUCUGCUAAUUACAUGAGUACUGCAGGAACUGAUUUUUCAGUUAAUCCAGCAAUGACGCCUUCGAGUUGCAUUGAUGAAUCAAACUUCAUGCAGUCUCCAGAAAAUGUGGGCCAAGGAAACCCACAAACUACAACUUUUGUUAAGGUUUACAAAUCAGGGUCCUUUGGGAGGUCAUUGGAUAUCUCCAAAUUCAGCAGCUACAAUGAGCUGCGUAGUGAACUUGCUCGCAUGUUUGGCCUUGAAGGCCAGUUGGAGGACCCUCUGAGAUCAGGCUGGCAGCUUGUAUUUGUUGACCGGGAGAAUGACGUACUUCUCCUCGGUGAUGACCCCUGGCCGGAGUUUGUGAGCAGCGUCUGGUGUAUCAAGAUACUGUCGCCCCAAGAAGUGCAGCAAAUGGGCAAACGAGGCAUGGAUCUUCUUAAGUCUGUCCCAAUUCCGAGGCUCUCCAACGGCAGUUGUGAUGACUACACCAGCCGGCAAGAGUCAAGAAAUUUAAGCUCUGGAAUAGCUUCUGUUGGGUCAUUGGAUUACUAAACAAUCCAGGCCAUUAAGAUACUGUUUUUCGCAUCUGUAAUAAUAGCAUCUCAUCCAACCAAUCUGUAGGUGGAUACUGCCUCCUAACUCUUAGCUUAAAAGUUUAUAUGCAGUCUACUACUGUAAUUAUAUUGCACUGCUCAGUCGAUCCUAUGUACGCUAAACACUGUAGAAUCCAUAUCUGUUAGGUAUAUCAAUAUUUUGUGAAGCUAGCUUCUUUGUUUACAUGGUGCUGAACAUACUAGUUAUGG
Molecule: messenger RNA, 3027 nt
Organism: Rubroshorea leprosula
Lineage: Eukaryota; Viridiplantae; Streptophyta; Magnoliopsida; Malvales; Dipterocarpaceae
Source: the annotation of a GenBank genome assembly